Anarrhichthys ocellatus (wolf-eel) is the source of this 774-nucleotide messenger RNA. It is a transcript of the gene dnaaf19, whose product is annotated as dynein axonemal assembly factor 19. The coding region runs from base 497 to 748 and encodes 83 amino acids. NCBI's taxonomy places the organism in Eukaryota, Metazoa, Chordata, Actinopteri, Perciformes, Anarhichadidae. Gene Ontology annotation, biological process: determination of left/right symmetry; inner dynein arm assembly; epithelial cilium movement involved in extracellular fluid movement. The record is from RefSeq and is a predicted model, not a curated record. The transcript has 3 exons. Gene Ontology annotation, cellular component: outer dynein arm.
CCACCAGUCUAUGGUAGAAACCAGGUCACCUGAGCUCAUUCAGACUGGUUCUACGGGUUCUGAUCCACCUGACGUCAUCACCGACCGAGCUGAACUGGAGCUGAGACCUGGUUCUGUCCUCUGGACAGUUUAAAUCCUCCACGUCCGGAGGAGAAGAGUCUCUUUAGGGUUGUUAAAUUUAUAACGUCUCCUGGAUCUAAACAAACCGAUUCAGUUUAGGAAAAGUCAAAAUAAAUCAGCUGUUGUUCACUUCAUCAUCUAUAUUCAACAUAGUUAUAAUAAAACAUGUAUUUUAUAUAAGUAUUAAUGUUUUAAACCGAGCGGACUGGCGACUGUACGGCGCUGUCACUGCUUUCAAGUGCGCAGGCGCGGUCCGUCAUCCCGUCGUCAAGGAGACGGUUUGUUGUUUGUGAUCCACGAGGAGCCUGAAAACACCUGAAACACGUGACCACACGGAGAGAGACGGUAGCACGAGGACCCCGAGCUGCUUCAGGUCAUGGCAAGGUCAGAGUAUGAUGUCAUCAACUUCUCAACGCUGGAGAGAGAGCUGAAGGGGGCGAUCGAGUCUGAGCGGCGACAUCACCAAGAGAACGACGCCAAACUGAGAGCCGUCAACCAGGGAGUCUCCUCCUACUGCCAGUUCAGGGACCUGGUCCUGUCCUGCCACCUGAAGCCUCUGGAGAAGAAAGAUAAAGACAGAGCUCCACGGAAACAGCUUUGCAACCCGGUCGCCCCGACUAACAAGUGAUGAACUUUGUUUUACUGUGAUUGUAA